GCUGAACCUGGAGCAUGCAUGGAGGCUUACUACAACCAGCUCAAGCGCAACACCCUGAAAUACUUAUUGCAGGUUCGAGGGGGCAACGGCAGCAAUAAGACUAAGCGCUGUAUUGUAAGUGAACUAAUGGAGCUGGACAGGGAAAGCGUGGCUGCUGCAACCCCGUCUGUACGUGUAGAAGAAAGCGAAAG
Molecule: messenger RNA, 191 nt
Organism: Pelobates cultripes (western spadefoot toad)
Lineage: Eukaryota; Metazoa; Chordata; Amphibia; Anura; Pelobatidae
Source: the annotation of a GenBank genome assembly